Molecule: messenger RNA, 1545 nt
Organism: Aspergillus versicolor CBS 583.65
Lineage: Eukaryota; Fungi; Ascomycota; Eurotiomycetes; Eurotiales; Aspergillaceae
Product: tetrahydrofolate synthase
Exons: 3
Coding region: 1-1545 (514 amino acids)
Biological process (GO): tetrahydrofolylpolyglutamate biosynthetic process
Cellular component (GO): mitochondrion; cytoplasm; cytosol
Molecular function (GO): ATP binding; tetrahydrofolylpolyglutamate synthase activity
Source: RefSeq, a predicted model, not a curated record
AUGUCUCGCGAUUACGGGGCUGCAAUCUCAGCCCUCAAUUCAUUGCAAUCUAAUUCCGCAAUAGUCAAGGAAUUCAACAAUCCCGAUACCAGACGUGCGCUCAAUCUUCGCUCUCUACCGGAGACUGUCGAAUGGCUUCGUCGCAUUGGGUACAAGCCUUCUGACUUGAACCGCUUUAACCCGAUUCAUGUUGCCGGCACCAAAGGCAAGGGCUCGACUUCGAGUUUUAUCUCCUCUAUUCUCUAUCAAUAUACGCCAUCGCAAACAUCCUCUCCCACACUCAGCAAAGUCGGACUUUACACUUCUCCCCAUAUGCGAUUUGCGCGCGAGCGGAUUAGAAUCAAUAACGAACCGCUUUCCGAGGAAAAAUUCGCCCAUUACUUUUUUGAAGUCUGGGACCGUCUCGAUGACGCUGCUCGAGUCGCCGGGGAGGACCCGAGCGACCUACAAACAAAACCUCAAUACUUCAGAUACCUGACUUUGAUGGCAUUUCAUGCGUAUCUCAGUGAAGGCGUGGAUGCCGCGGUCAUUGAAUGUGGAAUUGGCGGAGAAUAUGACUGUACCAAUGUCCUUGAGAAGCCGGCCGUCACAGCCAUCACAAGCCUAGGAAUCGAUCACGUUGCUCUAUUGGGGAAUACGAUUGAAGAGAUAGCAUGGCACAAGGGUGGAAUUAUAAAAUCUGGCACUAAGGCCUUGAGCGCGCCACAACCACCAACCGCCGAAAAGGUUCUGUGCGAUCGUGCUGCCGAAAAGAACACCGAGUUGGAAAUCGUAUCAAAUCACCCCGACCUGACUAAAGAUGGGAAUAUUAAGCUCGGUUUGGCGGGCGACUUUCAAUAUGGCAACGCUACACUGGCUGUCGCGGCUGCUGGUGAGCUCCUUCGAAAGGUCGGAAAACAGGAUAUCACCUCUAGCUUUAUGGAGAAGGCCUUACCCGUGGGGUUUCGCAAGGGGCUAGAACAGGCGCAGUUGGAGGGAAGAUGUCAAACCCGGCAUGAAAAGCAUGUCAGCUGGUAUAUCGAUGGUGGCCACACUCAAGAAAGCAUAAAGCUAGCUGGUCAAUGGUUUUCUUCACAAAUUUUGGCCAACUCUUCAUCGGAGGCCUCGGCAGCAAAGAAACUGCGGGUCAUGAUUUUUAAUCAACAGACCCGCGACAGCAACGCAUUGGCCCAAUUACUCUAUGACACCCUCAAGGCUGCCCUCAGCUCUGAAUCACCAUUCACCCAUGUGAUCUUCUGCACUAAUGUCACUUAUAAAGAAGCCGGUUAUCGACCGGAUCUUGUCAGCAUAAACCAGGAUGGUGCCGCCGUCGAAGCGCUCCAGGUUCAAAAGGGACUAGCGGAGAAGUGGAAUAGCAUUGAUCCUUCCGCAGAGAUCAAGGUCUAUAGCACUAUUGAAGAGGCGGUCGAUUUCACUAGGGAACUUGCGUCGAAGGAGCAAGGUCGCGUCCAGGGCGACGAAACUCCCAUCAUGACUUUCGUAACUGGAAGUCUUCAUCUCGUCGGUGGUUUCCUAGAUGUGAUCGAAACAAAGCCAAACGCCUGA